AUGACGCCCACAGACAAGAACAAAUCUGACACCCCCGAUGAGCAGCAGGACGCUUUCGCAGGCUCGCUGACUUCGGACCUCCUCGAGUCCCUGCCACCAGCCGCAACAGCAUCGUUCCAACUCGCCAUAGAAGCCUCUCGCACGCUCAGACUCCUCAACUACCCUUUCGCGCUCUCUCAAACGGGCUUCCACCCCUUGACAAUCGACCAAUCCAUCUGGUCGCCCCAGGCCAACGAACUACCAGCGUCCUCGUCACUUCUCAGUCCAUUCACUGCGAGGACACGCACCAACACUGGGAGUUCCGAGCUUCCUGCAUUGACUGAAUCGGGCUCAUCCCCUCCAUCCCGUCCGUCACCACAGGAUGCCUCGCAUCGUGAUCCCGCUCUGGGAAACAUCCAGCCAACCCCUGGCGGACAUUACAAUCAGACGCACACAUAUGAAGGGCAACCGAUGGCUCAGAUGCAUAGGGCAGUCCCCAAUCGACAGUCCACCUUCGCUCAACAUUGGCCUGCGCCCCUGACGGCCCCAACAUCACCCACCAGCACUGUCCGCCCUCUCUUUUCCACCACCGCAAGCUCGAUUCUGGCGACGGGGGAAGGGAUAUCGGCGCUGGAACACAUCGUACAAGAACACAUGCGGCUCACAAAUCCUCCCCCUAUUCCUAUGUCUCCACCGCCCCCCUCAAACCAUCAGCAUGGCCCUCCUCCAACCAUGCCCACACGCACAUUCGAUCCCGUAGCACCUCGUCGUCCAGGCCAGCGUCAUUCCUAUAUCCCCAUGCACGCCGUCACGAAUCGCAACACCCGCCCGUCACACCAGCCACCAACCCCCCACCGCCCAAUCCUCCCCGGGACAGCCACGGGUGGUCCAUCCGGUCCGCUGUCCACCUUCUCGCCCGCCUACCAGGGCCAGCACUCGCACCAAAACGCCUCGGCCAACAUCCCCGACGCCCUCAACUGUGCUGUCUGGGUGCGCAACCUGCCCCCGGACGUGACGUACCACGAGCUCCUCUCGACGAUCCGCCAUAUAGGCCGCGUCUGGUGCAGCUACAUCAACGAGCCCGACUAUAUCCGGCACGCCACCGCCGCCGCCAAAAUCGUCUUCUUCCAACCGGAUGCUGCGCAGCGGUACCUUGUCCACGUCAACUCCAUGCGUCCCGCCAUCCGUGGCUUCGCGGUGCGCGUGGCGUACAACCGCGUCAAGAUCCCUGCGCAGCUGGACCACGGCAUAAACGCCAGCCGGUGCAUUAUCGUCACCGGCACAAAGGCGUUCGCCCGGUGGACGAACCUCGAGGCAUGGUUUCAACGACUCUUUGUGUUCCAAGUCGACGAGGCCUAG
This is a messenger RNA of Emericellopsis atlantica, 1338 nucleotides long. RefSeq lists its product as uncharacterized. Bases 1 to 1338 code for a protein of 445 amino acids. The record is from RefSeq and is a predicted model, not a curated record. Gene Ontology annotation, molecular function: nucleic acid binding. The transcript has 4 exons. Lineage: Eukaryota; Fungi; Ascomycota; Sordariomycetes; Hypocreales; Bionectriaceae.